AUGUUCCAGAUGGUUAUAGCAACCCACUUCUGGACCAGUCCUCAUGAUGAUGUGAUCCCACCAGUCUGCACUUGUGGCCCCUCUCCAGAAAGGCCGAUCUACUUAGAAGGCAUCAGUGGUUAUCCCGAGAAUUACGUUGAGCUGAUGAACGGUUCAGUGGUCUCACAGUUCACCCUCCUGGGCCUGUCCCACUCCCACCCUCUCCAGCUUCUCCUCUUUGGCCUGGUCUCAGCCUGCUACACCGCCAGCCUGCUGGGCAACCUCCUCAUUGUGGUGACCGUGCGGGUGGACCCCGACCUCCUCCAGUCCCCCAUGUACUUCUUCCUGGCCAACCUCUCACUCAUCGACAUGGCCCUCGGCUCAGUGGCUGCUCCCAAGAUGCUCAGCGACUUGCUGAGCCAGGGCAGCACCAUCUCCUAUGGGGGCUGCAUGGCCCAGCUUUUCUUCCUUCAUUUCCUUGGCGGCUCUGAGAUGUUCCUCCUCACACUCAUGGCCUACGACCGCUACGUGGCCAUCUGCCACCCACUGAGCUACGCUGAGACCAUGCACCGCCACCGCUGCCUGGGCCUCUUGGCAACCUGCUGGGCUGGAGGCUUGCUCCACUCUUCCACCCAGCUGGUGUUGGUGGCAUGGCUGCCAUUUUGUGGGCCCAGCAAGCUGGACAAUUUCUACUGCGAUGUACCCCAGGUGGUCAAGCUAGCCUGCAGUGACACCUACGUGAUGGAGAUACUCAUGGUGUCCAACAGUGGUCUGAUCUCGCUGGUCUGCUUCCUGGUCUUGCUGGGUUCAUACGGUGUCAUCUUAGUGACCCUCAGAGGACGCUUUGGUGAUGGAGGUGGCAGGAAGGCUUUGUCCACCUGUAGUGCCCACCUGAUGGUGGUGAGCCUCAUCUUUGUGCCCUGCAUUUUCGUCUACCUCCGGCCUUUCUCCAGCUCGCAGAUGGACAAGAUGGCCUCCAUCUUCUACACCAUCAUCACGCCAGUGCUGAACCCCAUUAUCUACACCCUGAGGAACCGGGAGAUCAAGGAAGCCAUGAAGCGACUGAGGACUAGGCUUUGGUUCCCUUGUUGGACAUAG
Messenger RNA from Mauremys mutica (yellowpond turtle), 1077 nucleotides. Its product is annotated as olfactory receptor 4Q3-like. The record is from RefSeq and is a predicted model, not a curated record. Gene Ontology annotation, biological process: G protein-coupled receptor signaling pathway. Bases 1 to 1077 code for a protein of 358 amino acids. The transcript is spliced from 3 exons. Gene Ontology annotation, molecular function: olfactory receptor activity; G protein-coupled receptor activity. Gene Ontology annotation, cellular component: membrane. Lineage: Eukaryota; Metazoa; Chordata; Testudines; Geoemydidae.